UUAAUUCAUUGAACUUUCAUUGCCGUCCAUUACCCGCGCGUCUCACAAUCCGUUAUCAAUAAAAGACCUUGUACCAUAAAGUUUAAUUUUACGGUCUAACACUAGAAGGCAAGGUCAACGGGGGAAACAACCCCUUUUUUUAGGAGGAAAAUCGGCACGUGGCUACACUACGGGCAACCAAAAUAGAAACCUUCAAAGCCCAAAACUGCACUAGCUAUACAUUAUCCAAGGUAUACUCCUGCAAAUUUACCUUGAAAUACUUACAAAUGCGGCUACAUAUAGCCGUAGGAUAUGGGAAGAAGAAUUUGCGUGUACCCUUUAAUAUUGUGUUUGAAGCGUUUGGCACGUGAAGUGGGCCCGAGAGCGGCUUGGUGCAACAAACUUAAAGUGUAAUAUUUUGUGCUUCGGCUACGGUGAAGUGCAACAUUUGUGCCUUGGUCAGGGUGAAGUGCAAUUGUGACAUUUGGUCGUAAUUCAAUUAAACUUCUUCUAGCCAAAUGUAUGUCAUAGCAAAUCUCAUCUUCUGAUGCAAACCAUGUUGCUGUCGAGUUCAAAACACAGCCGUAAGCAAGAAGUUUGAGGGCAAGGCCAGUCAUCGCAACGAGAUUUAUAAGUGACAGCCGUGACCACAAAUCUUCCUUUAAUCAAGAUUUAGAAGGUGUCUGUGAAGGCGGCUGGGCCAUGAGACCUAAGUCACCGUCGUCGAAGAGUCCACCUAUCUCCAUAACACCUUCAUCGUCGGAAGAAGCAUCUGCGCCCGGAAUAGAUGACGAAAAGAAAAGCGAUAUGUUAAACAUCUACCUUUGUAUCGUCGACGCGUUGUUAAGAGCAGCUGAUAUCGAACAAGCGCAUCAGUUUGCACGCAGUGAGCUUGCCCAAAAAUUAAAUCAACGCGAUGCAAUUGAAAGCCAAGACAUUCGGUAUCGACUACUCAAACAUUUUCAAACCCAGGGAAAGGAAGCGAGGGAUGUGGUAGGCCUUUUCCGCCUUCUCGAUGUAGUACUGGACAACAAUAUGGAUCUCGUUGAAAUCACGUGUAGAGAUGAAGAUGGAAGUGAAUGUUUUGAUAACCGGAUUUUCCCAGUCCUUGUGAAUCGUUGCCCGGGUCUUCGGAAACUUCAUCUUCGCUGUGCAAAUGGCAUGGCACAUGAUUGGCCAGAAACACUUGGUGUUUGUGUUAGCCAAUUUAGUUUUCUAACAACCUUACAUUUGGAUAAGGUGCCCAUCCAGUGUAAAACCAUAAUCUACAUAUUGGGAAAGUCCUGCCCGCAAUUAAGAUUUCUUAGACUUGGUUUCGACAAUUUGCCUCUCACCACAGACGAAUUUCUGGUCAUCUUUUAUGCUGGUGAUUUGGAUGUAUUGAAAAACGUUGCUCCAGAUGUUCCAUCAACCGAUUACCUUGAUACUCCGGCAGCAAAUCCACAAAAGGCUUAUCACCAAUGUUUUGUGCCACCCCAUCUCCUGCAUUCGUUUUGCCAAACAUUGGAAGAAAUACGUAUUAAUUAUUUUAAAAGCGACGAUCCAUCGGUUAUCGCAUUCGUACUGCGCCAUCUACCACGUCUGCAAAAACUUGAAACGUCCGACUUUGAGUUCAAAGAUUACAGUGCUAGCAUUCGCGCAUUGUGGGAUAUCCAAGAACGGCCAUGUCAACAAACAGCUACCUCAACCAUUCAAAACGGAAAAGUGUCUUCAUGCUUGACUUCCGAUUCCAUUGUUUUGGCCAAAUAUGACGGGAAGUUGGCUUUGACGAAUCUUUUCGCUGAGGGCGAUAAGGAUUACUUGACGUUUAAGAGCAUUUGCGAUCUAUGUCCCCGUCUACAGAAACUCCAUCUCUUGGAGGCAAGCGUUUGUGACACUAACGGAACUGAAACUACUGAAGUAUCAGAAAUAGCCCAUGACUUCAAAAAAUUAGCUCAGCUGCGCGUUUUAACUUGCACGGAAAGCGACGGUCCAUUAUGCUGUACAAUCACGGAAGCCACUGCAUCGUUCCUGUCUACACUUGAAGUGAUCCUGGACGGCGUUUUCAUUCCAAAGUUUGAUUUUCUUUUAUCGUGCACUAACCUCAAAGUGCUGAAGCUUUCUACCGAGUUUCAUCCACCACUCAAAAGCUACUUUAGUGCAGAAACUAAAAUGAAUUUGAAUGCUGAAAUGUUUUUGCCCAAGCUGGAAGAAGUGCAGCUGGAUUUCUGCAUGAACUCUGAACUCGAAGAACUCUUCCUCACAAAGUCUACACUGAAACAUGUUGACAUUCUAUGCUUACAUCAUUUAGGGCAGACUGACGAACAAUUUUUUGAACUUUUCCUUCAGUGGCCUGAGCUAGUCAGCUUCAAGUAUAAAAUGCCAAGAAAAUUCACUGUUGAUAUGGGCCUGAAAAUUUUGUCGCAUCUUCCAAAGUUGCGCUCUCUUUCCCUUUUCAAAGAUAUUAAAUAUCGCUGUUCUGGUGAUUUCAAUCUACUCAAGAAAACCUGUCGCCAGCGCAACAUUAAACUCGACUUGCAUUUGUUUGUGGACACGUACCUAUGUAUCGAUGGAGACGUCAACGACGAUCGGGUAUCAACCUCAGAUGAAAGCGAAACGGACCCUUAGCGAUGGACACUGCCAUAAUCCGCUAUAUAUA
Messenger RNA from Daphnia carinata, 2617 nucleotides. RefSeq lists its product as uncharacterized. Gene Ontology annotation, cellular component: SCF ubiquitin ligase complex. NCBI's taxonomy places the organism in Eukaryota, Metazoa, Arthropoda, Branchiopoda, Diplostraca, Daphniidae. Bases 682 to 2586 code for a protein of 634 amino acids. The record is from RefSeq and is a predicted model, not a curated record. The transcript is spliced from 7 exons. Gene Ontology annotation, biological process: SCF-dependent proteasomal ubiquitin-dependent protein catabolic process.